Messenger RNA from Melopsittacus undulatus (budgerigar), 1233 nucleotides. RefSeq names its product maelstrom spermatogenic transposon silencer (gene MAEL). The transcript has 12 exons. Gene Ontology annotation, molecular function: sequence-specific DNA binding. Lineage: Eukaryota; Metazoa; Chordata; Aves; Psittaciformes; Psittaculidae. The coding region runs from base 1 to 1233 and encodes 410 amino acids. Gene Ontology annotation, cellular component: nucleus; P granule. The record is from RefSeq and is a predicted model, not a curated record. Gene Ontology annotation, biological process: regulation of miRNA-mediated gene silencing; negative regulation of DNA-templated transcription; male meiotic nuclear division.
AUGUCACGUCGUAAAGGGUUUGUCAGCCCAUACUGCUGCUUCGUGAGCGAGCAGCUGCCUGAGCUGCAGCGGCGUAGGCUGCCCGUGACCUGUGUCGUCGACGCCAUCCCCUAUUGCUCCCAAGCUUGGGCGAUGCUGACUAAAGAAGAAAAGAUGGCAUAUGCAGAGAAGGCUCAUAAGUUGAGUAGAAAGAAAUGCUCUCAGAAGACAGUGAAAGAGACAUGUGAUCUGGCUCCUCUGGUUCCUGCUUGUCCCACCACAAAGAUGCCCUGUGUGACUUUUCCAGAUGCCUCUGUUAUGUCUUGGAAGAAUGAUCAGGCUGUACUUGCAGACAUUUUCUACUUCCUGAACAUUUACAGCCAUGGCAAGCUGCCAUCCCACUGUGAACAGCGCUUCCUGCCUUGUGAGAUAGGGUGCGUCAAGUACUCCCUGCAGGAUGGCAUAAUGAAUGAUUUCCAUCACUUCAUAGAGCCAGAAGUACCACCACGUGGGUUUCGGUACCACUGCCAGGCUGCUAGUGAUGCCACUCACAAGAUCCCUGUAUCUGGAUUUCAUCUUCCACGUACUUGUUAUGCGGUUGUCUUAUGGGAACUUCUUGAGUUUGUCCAGCCAGCCAGAGGUGUUUGGCCUCGCUUUUACUGCAGGUCUAAUGACAGGUUCCGAAUUAGCUGGUGCCUCAAUCGAAUGGCUAGCAUCACAGGCAUUGAGAGUCACCUGGAGCUCCUUGAUGUAGAGGACCUGGUAAUAGAGCUGCACCAGAAGACAUACCAAAAGAAGCCAUCCAAGACUUGGGUGUGUAGAGAACUGGAUGCCUUCCUGUGGGAUUUCUCCAGUAAUACCAGGUGCAAGUGGCAUGAAGAGAAUGACAUACUCUGCUGUGCUUUGGCAUCCUGUAAGAAGAUUGCUUACUGCAUCAGUAAAACUUUAGCUAGUGCAUAUGGAGUCUCACUGACAGCAGCUCACUUGCCUCUUCAAGAUCUUGAGAAUGGUGAAAGCACAAAUACCAAGAUGGUGAUACUGGAUGCUGGACGUUUUCAGAAUAUGAAGGCUGAGAGUCCUGCCUGCGACAGACAUUUUGCUUCUCCAAGUUGGCAUCAAGAGUUUGUUCCUUCUAAUUGUAAUUCUCCAUGUGGUGUGAAGACCUCCCUUUAUGGAGCAAGCACUGUGCGAGGAAGAGGAAUUACUCGACUGUUGAAAAGUUCAUCUGAUCUAACCAAGUCUUUCAGUAACUGA